CUGCGCAUGUGCGGGGCGCAGCCAGUGGCUAAACCCCCGGCGGCUCCACGGACGGCGAACCGUGGCGGAGAUGGAAGCGAGCCUGUUGCGCCAGUGCCCGCUGCUUCUGCCUCAGAACCGGGCGAAAACCGUGUACGAAGGAUUCAUUUCAGUUCAGGGACGAGAUUUUCACCUUAGAAUAGAGUUGCCUGAAGAUUUACAAAUGAAGAAUGCAAGAUUAUUAUGUAGUUGGCAACUGAAAACAAUACUUAAUGGAUACCAUCAAAUAGUACAACAGAGAAUGCAGCACUCUCCUGAUCUAAUGAGCUUUCUGAUGGAGUUGAAGAUGGUUUUGGAAGUUGCUUUAAAGAAGAAACAGGAGUUGUGUCCACCACCUCCUCCUCCCCAGUUCUACUCAAGCCUUAUUGAAGACAUAGGAAUUCUUGGUUGGGACAAACUUGUAUUUGUGGAUACUUGUCUCAGUACCAUCAAGUUAAAAGCUGAAGAUGCUUCUGGUAGAAAACAUUUAAUUACUCUCAAGUUGAAGGCAAAGUACCCUGCAGAAUCACCAGAUUGUUUUGUGGAUUUUCCUGUUCCAUUUUCUGUUUCUUGGACACCACAGGUCACUGAUCAACCCCAAAGAGGUGUUAGAAUUGCAGUUCUACCUAUAACUGUGCCAUUAAGUGCAGGUUUGGUGGUGUAUCCUUGCCAUUGCAGUUGGAAUUUUCAGAUUUGGUAUGAUACAAGCUCUUUAAUAAGCAUUUACGGUCAGUUUUUGGCAGCCUUAGAAUCACUGAAAGCAUUCUGGGAUGCUACGGAUGAAAUCGACGAGAAGACUUGGGUACUGGAACCAGAAAAACCUACACGGAGUGCAACAGCACGCAGGAUUGCACUGGGGAAUAAUGCUUCAAUACAUAUAGAGGUUGACCCCAAGCAUCCUACUAUGCUUCCUGAGUGCUGCUUUCUUGGAGCUGACCAUGUGGUAAAACCUCUUGGAAUUAAGCUGAGCAGGAACAUACAUUUGUGGGAUCCAGAAAAUAGUCUGUUACAAAAUUUGAAGGAUGUUUUAGAAAUAGAUUUUCCAGCUCGCACUAACCUGGAAAAAUCUGAUUUUUCUAUGGAUUGUGGCAUUUGUUAUUCAUAUCAACUUGAUGGUGCCAUUCCUGAUCAUGUGUGUGAUAAUCCUCAAUGUGCACAGCCUUUCCAUCAAAUAUGCUUAUAUGAGUGGUUGAGAGGACUGUUGACUAGUAGACAGAGUUUUAACAUCAUAUUUGGUGAAUGCCCAUAUUGUAGUAAGCCAAUUACCUUGAAAAUGUCUGGGAGGAAAUCCUAAAAUAAGAAUGUAACAUUUCUGUGAAGAACUGGCAGCCUUAAGAAUUAUCAAAAGGAUUUUAUUUGAUAUCUUCAGAGAAAGUAUAAAGUAAGACCUACUAAAAUCAAAAGAAAAAGAACGAUAAAGCCAUAAUAAUACACGUCAGUAACUGUCUCUUCACUGAGAGUAGAGUCUCUGACCUCCAUUCCGGUUGGAGAAGUAUAUGUAUACCAAGAUGAAGAUCUUGAGUUGUCGAGUAUAUACGGACUGAUAAAAUCUUGAUAUGGUUUGUAAAGUGAAUUUGGGAACUGUAUAGAGCUCGGUUUUUGUGGAGAACUGUUUCUUUCAUUCAGAAUUUGAGACUCACAGUACUUUUGUCUUCUCUUUGUGCUUUCCUAUGGAAAAGUAUAUAUAUUGUGUUAGGUCUGAGUUAUCCUUAUACUGUGUACUCUAAGAGUUCUAAAUAAAACAUGUUACACAAAA
Molecule: messenger RNA, 1774 nt
Organism: Prionailurus viverrinus (fishing cat)
Lineage: Eukaryota; Metazoa; Chordata; Mammalia; Carnivora; Felidae
Gene: FANCL
Product: FA complementation group L
Exons: 15
Coding region: 71-1312 (413 amino acids)
Biological process (GO): interstrand cross-link repair; protein monoubiquitination
Cellular component (GO): nucleus; Fanconi anaemia nuclear complex
Molecular function (GO): ubiquitin protein ligase activity
Source: RefSeq, a predicted model, not a curated record